This is a messenger RNA of Anopheles marshallii, 1854 nucleotides long. Its product is annotated as actin-binding protein IPP. The coding region runs from base 1 to 1854 and encodes 617 amino acids. The transcript is spliced from 4 exons. Gene Ontology annotation, molecular function: protein binding. The record is from RefSeq and is a predicted model, not a curated record. NCBI's taxonomy places the organism in Eukaryota, Metazoa, Arthropoda, Insecta, Diptera, Culicidae.
AUGCCUCCGCUGAACAACUGCAAUGGUAAUAAUUGUGGGGACAUUAUUUGCUCCCUGUCCACGCAAACAUCCCUUUCGCCGUCGGACCUAUCCCAGCCAGGGAUUGGGGCAGUGGCGGGCACUGGAGGUAGUAGUGGAAAACCACGGUUCAGUUGUCCACAUUACGCGCAGAAGAUGCUGCUUAAUCUUAACGCCCUUCGGCUUGACUCACGAUUCUGUGAUGUAGAGAUCAAAGUUGGCGAUGCUACAUCCGUCCACGCCCAUCGGGCCGUACUGAGCGCAAGUUCCGCAUACUUUGAGGCCAUGUUCCGGCCAGAGCUGGGACUGAGCGAGGGCAAACAGAAGACGGUCACAUUGCACUCGAUACGGGCGGACAUCCUGGAGCUGCUGGUCGAUUUUAUUUACACUGGACAAAUCGAAAUCGAGCAGAGCAAUGUACAGGAACUGUUAGCCGCAGCGGAUAUGCUACAGGUCCCGGAAGUAGUUGACGGAUGCUGCGAAUACCUUUGCCGAGAACUGCAUUCGUCGAACGCACUGGGUAUACUGCGGUUCGCCGAGGCACACAACUGCCGUCAGCUUGCUGACGUGGCGGCCAACUUUGUCCACAGCAACUUCCCGAAGGUGGCGCUCGAGGACGAACUGCUUGACAUUCCACACACACUGCUCGUGAAGGUGAUCGCAUCCGAGGCGCUGCGUGUCGACAGCGAGUAUCAGGUGUUCAAUGCUGCCCUGCGUUGGAUACGGCACGAUGUGGUACUACGGCGCCAGUACGUGUUCGAGAUCCUUUCGCACGUACGCAUCGCACUGGUACCGGUCGGGCUGAUCGAUCAGGCUAUUGCCGAGUGCCGUGAUGUGUCGCUCAAAAUUGCGCUACGUUCGGUGCGAAAAGAUCUAACGUCUCGCCGCGGUCAAUUGGUACCGUUACGCGUAUGUCCACGAGUUUGUGCGAAAAAAAGCAUCUACGUAAUUGGGGGUUCACGGCGUGAACAGUCGGCUGGUUGGACGCCAACGGAUUGGAUCUUCGAGUCAGUUAUCAAAUAUGACAUCUUUAGACGCGAAUGGAUCGAGUCUGCCCCGAUGGAGAUUGGACGCAUACUGCCGGGGGUGGCAGCACUUGGUGGAAAGAUUUACGUUAUUGGAGGUGAACGCGGCAGCCAGAUACUGGCAAAUGGAGAGGUGUAUGAUACACAGAAUAACAAUUGGGAACCAAUGGCACCGAUGAAUGUGCCGCGUUGCGAGUUCGGGUUGUGUACACUCGGUGGCACGCUGUACGCGAUGGGUGGCUGGAUUGGAGAAGACAUUGGAGGUUCGAUUGAAUGUUACGAUCCUAUGAAAAACGCAUGGCGUAUGGUGGGUGAUCUUCCGGAACCGAAGUUUAGUAUGGGCGUCGUAAGCUUUGAAGGAUUAAUAUACAUCGUCGGUGGCUGUAAUACUCAUUCGCGGUAUCUAACUGAUUUGAUAAGUUACAAUCCCGUGACAAACGAAUGGACUAAACUCGCUCGAAUGCAAACAGCUCGCUGCCAGAUGGGGGUAGCCAUCUUGGAUCGGCAUAUGUACGUGGUUGGUGGCAACAGCAGCCAGCAGGAAGUUUUGCGCACUGUCGAACGGUACAGUUUCGAUGAGGACAAAUGGUCCAUGGUGUCACCGAUGACAGUAAGACGAUCGAGCCCGGCUGUAGCAGCUGCCGACGGAUUACUAUACGUGGCUGGUGGUGAUCAACCUUGCGAAAUUAAUUUCUACCGGGCACAAAUUACAAUUGCAUCGUUCGAGUGCUACGAUCCCAUCACAGACCAGUGGAAGGUAUGUCCCGAUCUACCCACCAGUCGUUCCGAGGCGGGUGCAGUUGUUGUCUAG